AUGGACCGUGAAACCAUCAAGAUCGCCAACUGGAGCGCUUGCUCGAUCAAGAGCAAGAUCAUCGAGUUCGUUGACUUCCUCAACAAACAAAACAUCGACAUUGCCGUUAUCACUCAAACCCACCUGAAACCGGAGGUAAACAUCUACUUUCCUGGCUUCCGGCUUCUAAGACUUGAUCGAACCUGCUCCGGGGGAGGAGGAGUGGCCCUUGCUGGCGGGUCGGCAGCAGACCUACGGAGGGACAUCAUCAAACUAACUCGACGGCGUGAAAAUGGCAUCAUCGCUGGCGACCUGAACGCCAAACAUCAGCCUUGGGGCAACAGUCGACGUAACCAAAACGGCACCUUCCUGAACGACGACCUGCAAGAGGCUCGCUACGCCAUAUUAGCGCCGGACUGUCCCACCCGGUUGAGCCGGUCUGGUGUUCACUCCACGAUAGACAUCUUCAUCAACAACAUGGGAGACAACAUCUCGCUACCUGUGACCCAUCAGGAGCUGAGUUCGGACCACUAUCCGGUGGUGGCCGAAGUGUAUGCAACCGUCGAGAGUAAUCGAAACGAUAAUGUUGAAGCAGAAGUGAAUGACAACUACUCUAACUACGAGCUGGAUGUUGAAGAGGUCUUUGAAUCAACACUGGAUUAUAGUCCAGAAGAAGCAUCAGAUUCUCAGGAGGAUGAUACCAAUGAUACUCUGAGUUUAGCCUCUUUCAUUCAAAAUUGGAGCUUGGAAUACAAAAUCCCUCACGCUGCUUUAAAACCAUUGAUAAAUCGGUUAUGUAUCGUAGAUCGAACGCUUCCCACAGAUCCCCGUAGGUUGCUUGGAACCCCUCGUAAAGAACCAGAUCUAGUCAAAAUCGAAGGUGGCCAGUAUUGGCAUCAGGGAUUAGAUGCAUGCCUACGUCGAGUGUUUUGGGAUCUCAAUCAGUCACGAUGUAUUUCUAUUAACAUAAACAUAGACGGGCUACCGCUAUACAAAAACGGCGCCGAUCAAGUAUGGCCAAUUUUGAUGAAUAUUUUCGAUUUACCAGAAAUUAAGCCAAUGAUCAUAGGCAUAUUCCAUGGUAAAAGCAAACCUAAAUUUGUUGAAGAAUUCCUGAAGCCAUUCGUGGAUGAAGCUGAACCAAUUUUGAAAUCCAGAAUCUCUAUCAACAACAAUCUGUUAUCAGUCAAAAUCAGAGCAUUUAUCUGUGAUUCCCCCGCAAGGGCAUUUAUCAAAGGUUCAGUGAACUUUAAUUCGUUUCAUGGAUGCUUGAAAUGCACUACUGUUGGAGAACGUUCUAAUGAUCUACGUGUAAAUGUUUUUCCUGUCUCAAAUGCCCCAAAACGAACAGAUGAAGGAUAUCGUAACCGAUCAUAUGGUGAACAUCAUCAAGUUUACAAAGUUCGAGAAAAUGAAAAACUUAAAAAGAUAUUCGUCGCAACGCCUCUUCUCCGUUUGCCUAUUGACAUGGCUGAAGACAUAAUUGUUUGCAAUACAAAUUCGUGA
Molecule: messenger RNA, 1485 nt
Organism: Ochlerotatus camptorhynchus
Lineage: Eukaryota; Metazoa; Arthropoda; Insecta; Diptera; Culicidae
Exons: 6
Coding region: 1-1485 (494 amino acids)
Molecular function (GO): catalytic activity
Source: RefSeq, a predicted model, not a curated record